AAGUAUGCGAACAGAUUUAUCUCAUUUAUAAGUGGGUCAUAUAUUUUUGAGACACUAAUUACUAUGAAAUAGAAAUUAUGUGAAUUUGGUGAAAAUUACAUCAAUCAAAUAUAGGGUUAAAGACACAUUUGGUCACUGAGAUUACAAAAUCGGGACAUGUUUAGUCACUAGAAAAAAUUAAUAUCAAAUUUGGUCACUACAAUUACUAAAACUGGACACAUUUAGUCACUCGCCGUUAGUCUCCAUCCAACUCCGUUAAUGAAGUCCGUUAAGUGAUGAUGUGGCAAACAGAAUUGCCUAGUCAGCCGGAUAUAACCCAACAAAAAUAAAACCCGACCCGCCACGUCAUUAUAACCCGCCACGUCAUUUAAACCAACCCAACCCCACCCAACCCUCCUUCCUCUCACCUCCUUCUUUCCCCAAAUUCGAAUUCAAUCAAGACAUCAAAACGAAUUCAAUCCACACAUAAGGGAAAUCGAAUCGACAGAGAAUAAAGUAAAAAAAAACCCACGAGAAGCAGUGAAGCAAGCAAGAAUCUUUUCCGUCCAUAAAAGGAAGGGAAGCGUGAAAUCGGAGUGGAAUCAAGUGAAUGCUGGAUCCUGAAGCAAAUCGAAGAGAACCCAAUUGUUAGCAACACUGCGAGCGAGGAAGGGGGGAAAGGCGUUGGCCGGCGAUUCGUUUUCCGUCUCUUUCUUCUGGUUUUGGGCUCUUCAGUUUGCUGUUUGAUGGUGGGAAUCGGUGCUGCGAACUCGAGGGGCUAACAAACGGCGCCAUCUCUCCUGCGACAGUGAGUGAACACGAAAAGGGAAAAGAAAUGAGUAAUCUUUUCAAGGGUUCGCCGUACAGACGGCGCCGAGACCUGGAGUCUGGUAGCCGCUCUGCUGACUUGGACCGCGACCUCGAUGACUACGAGUCUUCCAGGUCGCUAUCGAACCUGACGGAAGGUGCGAACGGCGCCGCCAUAGGGCCAGGGCUUGGCGACAUUCCGGAGAGCUGCGUGGCCUGCGUCUUCACCUACUUGACGCCGCCGGAGAUUUGCAACCUCGCGCGCCUCAACCACGCGUUCCGCGGCGCGGCGUCGUCGGACUCCGUUUGGGAGAAGAAGCUACCGAGGAACUACCUGGAUCUGCUCGAUUUGCUGCCUCCCGACCGCCACAGGGACUUGUCGAAGAAGAAGGACAUCUACGCUCUCCUCUCCAGGCCCGUCCCCUUUGACGACGGCAACAAGGUUUUUUUUUACUUUAUUCUCUGUCGAUUCGAUUUCCCUUAUGUGUGGAUUGAAUUCGUUUUGAUGUCUGGAUUGAAUUCGAAUUUGGGGAAAGAAGGAGGUGAGAGGAAGGAGGAAGAAGGGUUGGGUGGGGUUGGGUCAUGGGUUGGGUUGGUUUAAAUGACGUGGUGGGUUAUAAUGACGUGGCGGGUCGGGUUUUAUUUUUGUUGGGUUAUAUCCGGCUGACUAGGCAAUUCUGUUUGCCACAUCAUCACUUAACGGACUUCAUUAACGGAGUUGGACGGAGACUAACGGCGAGUGACUAAAUGUGUCCAGUUUUAGUAAUUGUAGUGACCAAAUUUGAUAUUAAUUUUUUCUAGUGACUAAACAUGUCCCGAUUUUGUAAUCUCAGUGACCAAAUGUGUCUUUAACCCAAAAAAAUUAUAUCAAGUUACAAACACUACAUACUAUUCAGUUAAGUUCAGUAAGAAUGAAUCAGAGGAUAACAGGCUGAUUUUCAUUUUUGUACGAGUCAUAAACGGUAUAACGUUUG
Messenger RNA from Linum trigynum, 1760 nucleotides. The record is from the annotation of a GenBank genome assembly. Lineage: Eukaryota; Viridiplantae; Streptophyta; Magnoliopsida; Malpighiales; Linaceae.